Gilbertella persicaria is the source of this 1095-nucleotide messenger RNA. RefSeq names its product BRCT domain-containing protein. The coding region runs from base 1 to 1095 and encodes 364 amino acids. NCBI's taxonomy places the organism in Eukaryota, Fungi, Mucoromycota, Mucoromycetes, Mucorales, Choanephoraceae. The transcript has 3 exons. The record is from RefSeq and is a predicted model, not a curated record. Gene Ontology annotation, cellular component: nucleus; Cul8-RING ubiquitin ligase complex. Gene Ontology annotation, biological process: DNA double-strand break attachment to nuclear envelope; double-strand break repair.
AUGACAUGCUUAAUAUGCGUUGAUCCAAGAGGUUCACAUUAUAAUGAGUGCAUAGACAAAAGUAUUCCUGUAGUACUUCCACAAUGGUUAGAUGAUUGUUUUCGACAUCAUUGUAAGCUAGACUACAACAUGUAUCGUUUUCCAAUACCCUCUGUCUACUACCCUAACAAGCCGUUUACAGCCACCAUUCACCCAUACCCCACGGAUAUCAAAACCCUGUCCUCUAUUCUUCCAUCACAUCAACAACUAGAAGAGACAAGACCAUUCCUGGAUGAAACUAUCUAUUUCGGCCAAGAUAUCAUGACAGACGAACGCAAGACAGCCAUAAUCCCCUUUAUAGCAGACUAUGUUAAGGCAGGAGGGGGCCGAGUGGUGUCUGAAUAUAACCAUCAUUUAGUGACCAUUGUGAUUCUUAAAUAUCGCUCUUCAGCUGAAUACAGACAGGCCAUUAAAGACAGCAAAGUGAUUGCAAGCUUUUGGUGGUUAUCCAAUACGUUGAUCAGAAAGUAUUAUUGCCCGCCUUUCGAUGUCUUGUUGGAUUAUCCUGUGCCCAAGAUGGGUAUUGCUGAAAUGAAAAAUUGUGUGAUUUGUGUGACAGGAUUUAAAGGAGCAGCAAGAGUCUUUCUUAAUACAUUGAUUGUAGCAACAGGAGCAAGAUAUUCGCCAGAACUUCAAAAGGACACUACUCACUUGAUAUGUGGAGGUGGUUCUGGUAAAAAAUACCAAUCAUCAAACGAAUAUCCUCAAGUGGUUCUUGUGAAUCAUUUAUGGCUAGAGGAAUGUUAUGCCAAAUGGAAGAAAAUAGACCAACAAUCUGACCGUCGCUACACAUUUAUUCCCAAAGAUAAUCAUUUGCUGGCAGGUACAGUAGGCAAAACACCUUUGAUUCAGCAUAUUGUGGAUUUAUGGAAAGACUAUACCUGUGAACAAGAACCUCAAGUUAUAUAUGAAGAAUAUCAUGAUGAGGACACAAAGGGGUUCGUCAAUGAAAGAAAGCCACGUCAAGCAGCACUACGAGCAUUGAGUGUAUUGAAUGAUAUUGUCAUACCAGAUGUGAAUGCAUAUGAAAAAGAGAUUCGCUUACAUCAUAAAUAA